AUGUCUGAUCCUUAUGAAUGCGUUCCUACAGCUUUAAAAUUAAAAUCCAGCUCAUCCAAGAAUAAGAAGAAAAAACAUAAGAAAAAGGAUCGUCAAGAAGAAUCGCACCAAGAAACAGCAGAAAAGAAUGCUGAUCAAGGUAGUUAUUCACCCGAAAGGACUAAAGCUGAAUUAGCUUUCCGCAAGAUACAAGAAAAACGGCAAUCUGAAAAAAUUAAAAAAUUGGCCUCCAAGACCCAUAAACAACGCGUUGAGCAAUUGAACGCAUACUUGGACUCUUUGACCGAGCACUACGAUAUUCCCAAAAUCGCUAAUGAUGUUAUGUCAAGUAAUCAUGCUAAGUACUUGACUUUUGGUCAGCUUGGUAAUGGUACUGAAUCCAAAUGGGGAUAA
Trichoplax adhaerens is the source of this 393-nucleotide messenger RNA. RefSeq lists its product as uncharacterized. Gene Ontology annotation, cellular component: nucleolus. Bases 1 to 393 code for a protein of 130 amino acids. The record is from RefSeq and is a predicted model, not a curated record. NCBI's taxonomy places the organism in Eukaryota, Metazoa, Placozoa, Uniplacotomia, Trichoplacea, Trichoplacidae. The transcript is spliced from 5 exons.